AAAGAUUGUGAAGUACAAUGUUAGGGCGUGUUGUUAUUGAAUGUGUGGGUUGAACAGUUCAGGAAAUGGGUCACACCCUGCUUUGACGUUAAUCUAUCUGGGAGAAGCUGUGCAAACAUUGUUGCGGUUACUCGGAGUUUGUGUUGCAAGUGACAAGGAAUUAUUCAUUGUAAGCCUGUCGAGGUGAGGAAGUCAUGCGUCAUGGCUUCUAUAAACAACCCUUCUGUGGGUAUUUACAGUAAUGGUGGAGCCGAUCCAGGUUCAGGUAAAAAUGUUCCAAAAAGUGCAGCAGAAUCUGGUAGCGUACGCAAACCUUCGUAUCUUGGCUUGUCAUGCUCUGUGAGUGGAUACGGGAGGGCAUCUGCAUACGGACUGCGCUCGAGAGAUCACAGCCCAGCACCAACAUCUGUUCAGCCUAGACUUAGCACACCAGUGCAAGCCAUGGAUGGUGCAGUGUGUGAUGGGAGAUCAUCAACCAGAGUCAAUGGUCAUGUCCAGAAUUCUGAUGAUCCAGACUGCAGUCAUCCCAUUAUGGCUGUGCCUGGAGCGGUUCGUGUUAUUGAAUUGGAACUGGCUACUCAGCAAAAGGGUUUUGUGCAGCAUCAGCAAGAGCCAGAUUCUCCUGCAAAAUCUGUUGUUCAGCAGAGAGUUGAACGGCUGUAUGGGCCUGGUGCCCUGGCCCAAGCUUUCUUAAAAAGAAUGAGUGGUUCGGUGCCAAAAUCACCUACCAUUGAUGAUGAUUCACAGGUGUCACCUUCGGAAAAUGAUAUUAAGGUGGUAUGUAGUUCUUCACCCCCAGCUCUGCCUGUGCUGAGGCAUCUAAGACCAGAGUUUCGUGCUCAGCUUCCUAUAGGCAGAACCCGGCGUGUCCCACCACCGACUCCCCAAGAGUCGGAGUUGGCAGGAUCUACCUCAGAACAACAACCUCCUCCUGACUUACGACCAGCUGCUCCUGAUGUUGUACUUCCACGUCCCACUCUGACUCCUCAUGAAUCAACUAUCAGGGAUGGCCAUUUCUUCCUGAAGCAAGUGCAUCAGGAAGUGGAAAGGCUGCUGUCGCUGGUGAGAAAGACUGAAAGUGAGCUGGAAAACAAUGAAAAAUUGAAUGAGGAAGCAAAAGGCAAGCUCCGGGCGGCAGCUGGUCAGGCUGGCCUUCUCGUGCGUCAGAAAUUGCAGCAAUUUGAAGGCCUGUGUCAAAAGAACAUUACACAAAGUUCAGAUGAGCAAUUCCCAACUACAAAUGAAGACCUGGAGGGUUUUUGGGAUAUGGUAAAACUUCAGGUGGAUCAUGUUGACCGCCUUUUUGAAGACAUUGAGAGGCUUCGUGCUGCCAACUGGAUUGAGGAGCAACCAACAGUGGUGAAGGGUGCGACUCAGCGUCGUCGUGGCACACAACGCAAGUCCAACUUGACGACAACUGCACGAUCUGCUGAUUCGAGUGGAACUGUAGAAGCAAUCCGUAAGGCACGAGAUGAUGCCCGUCGCAAGAUGAUGGAAGAUCGUCGCCGUGCUGCUGCUGCUGCUGCUCGUGCCUGCCAGCAACAGGAUGAUGCACCAGUACAAAUCUUCCAAUAAAAUUUCUCGGCUCUCGUACAGUAUCUGUUUAACCAGAACCUGUCUUCAGACUGUUGAGUUAAUGUGUUAAAUAUGGAAAAGAUAUAAUGUGUGAGGAGAGUGCUGUUUUAUUUUGUGUAUAAAAGUGGAUUUAUUUGGUAGGGGAGGGGGGGGGGGGGCUAAAUGUCUCAGCAACACAGGCUGACAGUAUUAUUUGUGUUGUAAUAUGGCUUGCUGUUAAUUUCAGUAGCAUAGUGAAGUUUUCACUGGAGUUGUGUGGCUGUUAAUUUCUGUUUUAGGAAUGUGUUAGCUGGUGAUUUAUGAUCCACUUUCUCUUUUCGGCAGCUGUUGUAAUGUUAAAGAUUAAUGCGGUGGUGUCACACAGUAUUUUUAAUUUUUUAUUUUAUUUUGAGACUGCGUGUAAGUAAAGCCAUGCAAAAGGAAUGCAAAACUAUUACCCAGCUGAAGUCACAUAUUGUUAAAUUAUAAACAUUGUCCUUUUACAUGACUGUAUCAUUAAUGCUUUGAGUGUUGGCAUUGUAUUUUUUAAUUAUUAUUUCUGUUGUUAUUAAUACAUUUAUCUUGCAUGAGUUGUUGUUGGUUCAAGUUUGCUCUGUGCUGUGAGACUGUUAUUAGCAUUCUGUCUGCCAGACUGCUGAAUAAGUGACACACUAUUUCCAGGCCAAAAUCUGCGGGUAAAAUUCUUAAAAACAUGAAUCUGAUUAGAAAUACGGUACAUGUUCGAAUGUUUUGUUACUCUUGUCAUAUAUAGCUCUACAGCUGUGUAUUUGUUAAGACUCCCAAUAGUUUCAGUUCUGAUAUGGGUCACAGGGAUAAACACAGAUAACCUGUUAAAGUGGGACGAAUUAAGGAAGCUUGUGGAAAAGUCGGAAACUUUAUCACUUGGUAUGCUUUUUCAGUGUUUGUUGGCAGAAAAGAUGGGCAGAUGUGUGGUUGCACAUUUUGCAGAGAUUUAACAUGUUCCAGACCAUAUUAUAAAGAAGAAAGUAAUAUUUUUCGUUGUAAACCGGUGCAUUGUCUUUAAAGGCUUCAAAAUGCAUUUUUUUAAUGACUAAUUUGGCCACAGUUGGGUAAUAGCAAUCAUGCUAACCAAAUUGUGGCUAUAACCUGAAUGUGGAUGUAACGUAAAGUUGUGGGUGCAACUGCAAAAAAUGUUUGUGGCUAAAAAUCUUAUUGUAAUGAUACAGCUUUCAGUGGGGUUGUUGACAUUGUAGGUACAAAUAGUCUAACUGCAGUGCUGAGUGAUUUUAUUCUUUCACUGUCCAUGUAACAUCUCUUCAGGUAUGUAGUGAUCUAGAGAAAAAUUACAUAAACAAUUAGUACAAAUAUAGGGUUUGCUUUAUUUUGUGAUUGUGGUGUAGCAAAGUUUAAAUUUGACCACCCGUGACUGAAAUACUUUGAAAUUUUUAGUAAAGACAUUUUCCACUCUGACCUGUAAAUUUAUUUAUUUGUAUUGGUGAUGAUAUUGGUUUCAAACUUUGGGUCAUUCUCAAGUAAAUGCUGAGUAGUAUUAAUGUAUUGUAUGCAACAACUCUAUAUAUUGCCAAUAUCUUGAAAGGCAUGUAAACCAUUAAUCAUCCAACAACCAAAAUUAACUUCACAAAUUGGUACAUGUCCAGACAUAGUAUAAAGCAUAUUGUCAUCCUGUCAUGUGAGAAAUUACUGUAGAUGGCAGAAAUGAGGUCACUUUUAAAAUUGUGUACAGGUUAUAAAAUUUUAUGGUACUACUACAUCUGAACUUUUGGGCCAAUGUGUCCCCCCCUUCAAUAUUAUUGUUAAUAUAGUGAUUCUGUUACCUGUGCUGUUAGAGUGGCUAAUAAAUACUAAAAAUUUGCCACUUAAAUAAUGAUGCCAAGGUCUUGAUUGCACAAUAAAUUUAUUUAUGACCAUUUUAUGCCUUCAAUGAAACUUUUCAAACUGAGCAAAUGGGUCGUCAUGUUAUAUGGACCAAUGUUUCUGCCACUGUUGCAAAUGUCCAUCUUGUGUAGUGUUGUUUAAUCCUGCUCCUAGUUAAAUAUACCAACAAAAAUAAUCAAAUUUUGAAAAUCUAAUGUAACUGAAUAUAUAAAGAAUCUAAUAUUGUUAUAAUCAGUAUUUCCUUCUCAUCCCAUCCGGUAAGUCUCCCCUGACCUGGGGCUCUGGAUGACUUCCAAACACACUCCGUUUUGUAAACCUCAUCAGUCCUGUUUCUUUAUCACUCUCUCUGUCCCCUCCAACAGUUCUGCCAGGAGGAGCCACUUUCUCUGAUUAUAUGUGUAUGUUCUCCUGCUGCCAAUUUGUGGGUGGAUUUUUAUCCAUCCAUUGCAUUGUGUGCUCCUAGUGUCACUCUUUCAAGCAUAUAAUUGAAACUUAGUUUUCGAUUGGAUAGCAGAAUUGGAGAAGUGGGUACUGACAUCUUUUAUUUAAAUGCUUGUUUGGUGAUAUUGACAAAUGAGGGACAAGCCAGUACAGUAACACAGUACUGCUCACAACACAGUAUGUUAUGUGCUCUUGGUAGCGGUCUUUACUGUUGCCCCUGAUAAGACUGCCUACUGAAUGAUGUUGACCCAUAGGCCAGCUACUGAUGUGUGACCCUGUAUUUGUUGCCAUGAAUUUAGUAGGUCACUUCACAAUUCCUCUUACGUGUUAAGCUAUUAUUUAAUCUCCCAAAAAGUGUACUUAUGCUGCUCUCAUUAUGUCUGCCCUCCAACAAUUUACUGUGUUUUCAGAACUGUAUAUAGCCCUACAUGUUUAACUUUCUUUAUUAUCAGAAUGUUUGGUAUGUUAAAAUACCACACUUUCUGAAGAUGAACACAGUGAAACUCGUUAAGUGGUGUGAAACUGAGUUUGUGACAGAUUUUGCCCUAAUUAUUAAAGUGUUGAGGGGAAUGGUAACUAACCUCUACUGAAAUGUUAUGCCUUAGGGUAAUUAACAAACUGGACAUAUGAGUAAUGAAAACAAUAAUAUUGGAGCUGUUUGAGUGUGUCAAUUUUCUCUAAAUAAAACCCACAAGGAUGAUACCAUGAGUUAUAAUGGGUGUGCCUCAUUAGUUAGGUGUGAUUUCUCUGGUGUUUAAGCAGUUAUUUACAAUUCUGUUUCUGCAAUGUGUAUAUGGAGUAAGCCCAAACAAACACUGCUUAUCAUGUCUUUUAUGUAGGACCAGUAUCAACGGAAAAUGUCAGUUUGUUUCCUCUUGCAGACAAAAUUAUUUUCAAAGCGGAAUUUUACUUGCCUAUUCAAUAAUGCAGUCCCAAGUUAGUCUAGUGUGACAUUUGUUUUAUUGAUACAUAUUAACAGUGACAGUAAAACCAGAAAUAGCAGUACUCUAGCAGUGAAUGAGAAGUGCUGCUGUGUGGUAGUAGCAGUUGGUGAGGGUGUUCCUGUCACUGUUGGAGGACUGGUUAUUGUUUGUGUUGUAUUGUUGAUAUUAACACACAUUGAUAAAACAAAUAUUGCACUAGGCUAAUUUGCAGCCUCCCUAUUGAAUAGGGAUGUAAAAUUCCACUUAAAAAAAUAAUUUUAUUUGUGAUUGUCAACAGAAAGUGCCCAUUUCCAAUGUGCAUUGCAUGAAAGAUGUGAUGAGCAGUAUUUGUUUUGGCUGACCUCUACUACACAUUGCAAAAAUGAAAUUGCAAAUAUCUGCCAAAACAGCAGAGAAAAUGUGCAUGAUGAAUCUUAGGAGGGAUGCCCCGUAUAUGUGGCCUUGUUUUAAAGUGAAAAUUGUCUGUGCCCAUUUCGAGAGAUAAAGAUGUAUAAAAUUAUGAAACGAUGCUUUUAAUAACAUAAUGUAGUAGGAUAUGACUGACUGGAAUUUGUGGUAUUUUCACUGAGCAGUCUAGAUAGAAUUUUCACUCCUUUGGUCAGUUCAUUUUAAUGUCGAGGAAACAUCUGUGAUAAUAAAACACAUUCCCUUGUGCUUUGUCUCAUUCCUAAUAACAGCUGCAUUAGUUCUUUCUUUUUGCAUAUGUAACGAAAAUGAGAUUUUUAGUCUAGUUGUCAGCUUAGUAAACACUUUUCCCAGGUAGGGUUAAGUGCUACAAUAUUGCAGUCUAUUUCCUGUUGUUUUUUGCAGAAACUUCUGUGUUGUCCCUUACAGCCAGUCUGACAGUAACAUAGUAUCACUGUUUUAAAGUUAAAAAUCAGUUUUGUUCAGAUGCUUAUGAUACUUGUAAAUAUGGAGGUAUAUAACAGGAAAUUUGUGAAGUACUCUAUCUUUUCUAAAUGAUGACUGUUAACUGGGAGAUCUUUCUGAACUGAAGUAUUUAUGGGAACAAUGUUAUUCGUGAUAUACUCAGAUAUUUUUCCUGUGUGUAUAUAAUUUCCUUGGGGAGUAAUGUAAGGGGAGGGGAGGCGAGGAGACUGCUAGGAACAGCCCUGACAGUUAUAUGUAACACAAUAUGGCACUGGUAGUUACUCUUGGAAUCACCUCAUAGUCGCUUUUAAGUUUUCUAAAUCUAGCAUGCCUUCUAGUUAAUAAUUUUGUUCAUUAACCAUACCGGCAUUUAGCAUGGCUGUUUUCUCUCUCUUCAUUGGGUGUUUUAAUUGGCAACCUAAACUUGAUCAAAUUUCUUCAGUGAAAAACUGAAAAAUUGGGACAUAGCUGAAAAUAAGUUUUGAAAAUAAUUUUCUGUUUUUAAUAUUUUACAUUUUUGUUAAUACUUACAGUUUGCAGAUUAUUUACUUCGUGUGAUUGGUUUUUAGAUUGGAGCCAUAGAUAUGGAUUUCUCAGAUUUUAGCAGAGGUGGGAGAGUAUCAGACCAGGAAUCGGGAGGUAUGGGUUUCAGUUCCCUGUUGGUCCUUGGAUAUUUGUCAUCACUUCUUUCAUAUCUAGAAAUAAUUCUUGUACUGAUUUGCACUAUUUCAGAAUCGUUGUUCCACUGUAGGUUCCCCUUUACUUUGCUGAAGGAAUCAGUCCAAAGUUUGGAGCAGGAGCAGGCUAGUAAGAGCAUACCACCUCCAUUAGUACUGCAGUGUUCAAACUAACAUUAAUGUUGAAGAGGUUGCAGUAAUGUGAAAUAGAUGAAACAUGUUUAUUUGCUGUUAUGCUUUUUCAUGUUCUGUGCUAACAGUUGAUCUUCAGCAAGUAUCUAAUGGUACCUUCAGCCAAAUGGAUUAAGCAGUUGUUUAUUUGUAGAAUACUGUUCAACAUUCAGUUUACGUAAUUCCUCUGGUAGUUGUUCCAAAGGAAAAAGUCGUAUUGUUCAUAACUUACUACCAUUGUUAUUAGAUCUUCUGCAGUGAUUUAAACAAAUUUUCCUAUUGGUACACAGUGUUGAAACACUUUGGCAUAAAACUCCAAUUUUUAAAUUUAUAAGAAUUGGUUGGUUGAGCCUACCAUUGUUACUGUUUUAUAUGAAAACACAGUUCAGAUAAUUUUUAUGCUGUUAAUAUAAAAAGCUAUAUAAAGACUGAUAAUUUGUAUUUUAAAUUAUUAUCGAAAUAGAUGAUUUCAGAUGUACAUUUCAUGCAGUUGGAUUUGUUAAUUCUUUAUGUACUGUAUGUACUAUCUCUAGUAAAGUUUUUGCACAUGUAGUUUAAUGUACACAAUUUAUUUUUGAUGUAUUUUGAAAUUGCCAAACAAACAGUGAAAUUGUGUGUGUGUGUGUGUGUGUGUGUGUGUGUGUGUGUGUGUGUGUGUGUGUGUGUGUGUGUGUGGUGGUUUUAUGUAUGUGAUACGUGCUUUCUGUGUACAGGGUUAAAAGAACUGACUCAUAAGUCUGAAGAAAGACAAAUUUAAGUUCAAUAGUUUGGUAUAGUGUGCUGUAUGUAAGCAGGUGGCAGCACAGUGUGUCCUGUGGGGGGGGGGAGAGAGAGAAAGAGAGAGAGAGAGAGAGAGAGAGAGAGAGAGAGAGAGAGAGAGAGAGAGAGAGAGAGAGAGAGAGGAGGGGGGGGGGGGGGGACGAGAUGAGGCAUUGUGGUGGUGCCAGUAGGUUCUGUCUGUUCCACACCUCACACUGCAGCUGUCACCUGUCCUGGUAAAUGGCAAUGCAGGAGUGAUAGCUACAACUGUCCACUGUUUCUGCUUCAGACUCUGCUUAGCAAAAUUUAUAUGCUUGAAAAACUUUAGUUCUUGCUUCUUAAUAUAAUACUUAUCAUGUUUGCUUUGUCAUCUGAAGAUACUAUUGGCAUGAGUAUCACAUGGUAAACUGCUCCUUGCCACUGCACAUCACCCCACCACCUGCCUUCUUAUGUGCACACUGCUACAGCAGCAUUUAUAAAACCAUAAAGUUGACUUGAAACAUAUUACUGGGUGAAGAAUGUAGAUGUUUUGUGCAAAAUUUAUUAACCAAGUUUGGUUUUUAAGCAAUCUGUUUUGAUGUUAGUUCUUCAUGCAUCCACUUGUAGCAGCAGCAGCAGUAGUAGUAGUAGUAUUUAUUUCAGCUAUUAAAGUGAAACUUAUCAGUGGUGAGUAAUAAGCUCUUCUCCUCGGUUACAAAUAUUUGUUAUAACUUAUGUAGGAAAGUUUCCCUGGAGUUUAAAAUACAUUAAUGAAAUACGCAGUUAAAACACCAAGGUACUGGAAAAUGUCUUCUCUUGGCACCAGGUGUAUGUAUGUUCCAUAUCUUUGUUUCAGUUUAUCAAAUAAUGCCAUAUCUCUGCCUCUGGAUGGUUUAAAUUGUGCAGUGAUGACGCACAUGGUCCAAUGUAGUGUGUAGUGGUCAUCAUUAAUUUCUUUGGAAGAGCCAUAUGUUAGUUUGAUGAAAACUUUUAAUUUUAAUGUGAUUGAAAUUUACUUAAAAUUUUGAUUUUUCGCUGGAUAUUUAGUUGGUUGUACACAGAAGUAUCUACAGAAAUGUGAUAGAUCCAGUUGUGGAGGGGAAAAAGCUAAUGCUGUCUGAGAUGUUCAUUUUGAUACUAUUCUUUAAUUUUGUCAACACAGAUGAACCUUUUGUAUUUUAUGAGCAAGAGUUUGAUUCUCAGUAACAAAACUAUACUUGAAAAAUGGUGUAUGCUUAUUUAAGUUUCUUUCCAUUAUCUAGAGGAAUGUGCUAGCAAAAAAGUGGUGGUCUCUCUUUUUAAAGUAGUAUGGCAUACAGUCUGUUACUAUCUAGCUUGUGCCCUAGAGUGGCUAAUAUAAUGAAGAGUAAUAAUGUUCAAGCAAUGUCUGGAGGAAAAAACUCUAAAUUCCUUAAAAGUGUAGUAAGUUACUGAUUUUCAGUUGGCACAUUUUAUUCUGUAAUGAAAUUGCUCGUACCUUAUUAUUUUGAAGCUUUUCAUCCCGACAUUCUUCCUCAGUGAUUUUAGUCAAUAUGCAUCUGAGUUUAAUAUUAAUAUAAAUGACUACUUCAUUUUAUUACUUCUCUUCAUUAACUUGAGGAGAAUGAACAAAUGAAUUUCAGUAUAUUCUUGUAAACCCACAGCAAAUUAUUAUUUUUCAUGAAGUAUGGUAAAAUUUCAAUAUUUUUUUCGUGAUUCCCAUAAUACUUCUCAGGGUACAGUAUAAAUGUAAUUUUUUGUAUGUUUAAGAGCAAAGACUUUCUUGAGUUUAUAUUUAUAAAAAUAUUUUACUGGCAGUAUGUAGAUUGAGAUUAAGUUGCUUUUAUUGUUGUAGGAGAAAGGAACUGUGUUCAAUUUUUGUUUUUGAAAUAACAUGAUGCACUUAAUUGAAGACUUUAAAAUCCAAAUGUGAAGUGCAAAAAGAAAAUUGUGGCUAAAUGAGUGCUCUUACAUGCCCCCCCUCCGGGCUACCCCUGCUCCCCUCCCCCAAUUUGUCAUCCCUAUACUGUUUUAUUGGUGUUUGUCAUUGGCACUGUAAAAUAUUUUCAAAAUAAACAUGAAAAAUAUAUUCUGACAAUUGUCAGUAUUGUUAUAUUAUGCCUUAUGUCUCACCUAAGUGGUGAAACAGAAACACAUGCUGGUCAUGUAAUGAAAUUCAAAUGCGGGAGCUAGUAAUGUUAUUCUAGACAUUAAAUAUAUUAGAAACUUAAAUAAAAAAGUUUUCACUACAUUUUAUUGAAGUGGAAAAUAAAACUGUCCAGUUGAACCAUUAUAAAAUUUUUGUAACAACUGAAUUUCCAUUCUUUACAUGACUGACCACAUUUACAUGGUUAAUAGUUGCAUUCAAAUGCAGAGAUAUUAGUCGUAUGUUACACUAUUAAUGAAUGAAAGGAUUGUCAGAUCUGUUAUUACUUUCAGACAGGGUGUGCUGAAUGUCUAUUAACUUUUUGGAAGUUAGAAUACACAAAUGUCAGAGGCCACAAAUUUCUUUGGUUUGUUGCUACCCACCAAACUGUUUUACGGUAGGGAAGCAACAAAGCAGUAGUUUGAACAGUAAUGAUAACUUGAACUCCAGUACCUCCCACACCAGGAAUGAUUGUUUGCAGCUUUUACAUACUUAUUAUGAUAAGUGCUUUUAGAACUGGGGGAUUUAAUUAGAAGUGUAGAAUCCUCAAAAAAAUUUAAUCUCAUCUGGGUGACAUCUCAGUAAAACAUUUUCCCCUUUGCAAACUAUUCAUUGCCUUCAUUAGCUUAAUUAUUUUAUGAAGUGCCUGUGGACAAUUAAAAUUGCAUGUGUAUGAAACUUAAAAACAUUGUGCUUUUCUGCAUUAUCUUAUUAUUGAGAUGCUUAUCAGUAAAACUGAAACUGUGUAUGUGAUCAAUUUCUAGCUUUGAGGCUGUGCCAGUGCCUAAUGAAACUGAGUCAAUAAAGCAGGUAUUAUAAUGGACCACUGUGUGUGUGUGUGUGUGUGUGUGUGUGUGUGUGUGUGUUUUGUGAAGAUUAAUUUUUGUAUGCUGAAAUUCUUGACUGAGUUUAACUUGUGAUAUUAAUGUAGGUUGCAAAAAAAUGACAAUUUUCAUAUUACAUUGAUAUACAUCAUUGUUCUUUUAAAAAUGAUUUACAUGAAUAGACUGGGUUGCAAAUUUGUAUGUGACUUUGUUACAGUUGGUGGAAAAUAUAGUGGUCUGAAUUUUCGGAAUAUGUAACAAUCUUAAAAUUCUUUUUCUAAUUGCUUGCUUGCUUUGUGUGUGUGUGUGUGAGACAGAGAGAGAGACAGAGAGAGAGAGAGAGAGAGAGAGAGAGAGAGAGAGAGAGAGAGAGAGAGAGAGAGAGUGAGUGUCAUAAUUCUAGUUAUAUGAUGCCUGUUGAGUAAGUGUUGCUUCUGUUAUGUUCAGCAAGUCAUUAACAUGCCAAAUACUAAGAUUUAGCAUUUAUUGGUUUUGUAUUUUCAUAUUCAUUUGAAGUAUAAUGUGCUGAUUUUUAAUAAUAAAAUAGCUUCAUAUCAAAAAAGUGUGCUAUGUAUUUGAAUUGUUUGUGUGGCCUGAGGAAGGCAGCAUUUGGAUGACAAGUAAAGUGAUUAGUGAGUUAAAAACUUCUUUGUGAGUCAUGUGUUAGUAAAAUCUUUGAUUAGCAGAAAACUGAUAUUUGUCAAAUUUCACUUACAAAUGGUACCUAAUGGAGAAACUUGGUUUUUAUUGUGGAGGGAAAUGGCACAUUACAGAAUUAUGCUGUAAAUGGUAGUGUCAUUAAGCAUAGUGUUUUUUGUAAACGGUAUUGUACCUCUUUCCUUGAUCUUGAAACUAUAAAAAGCCAGGGAGAAAGUUUUGUUAGUGAUCAAAUAUGGCCAACAAAAACAUGAAACGAUACACAUGGACUGAAAGGUUAAUAAUACUACACAGCUGUUGAUAUAUUUUAGCAGUCUUAUAUAUGAAUGUGCGGUUGUCUGCAAAUUAUAAAAUGGAGUUUAGUGUUUUUACUAACUCUGGUUCUGUGUGUUUAUUAUACAAUUGCUGAGAAACAUAUUUUUAGUACUGGCAAUCCUCUACAUAGGUCAAGUGAAAAACUGAUUCAGGCAGUUACUAUAGCAACUUGUUUUGUCACAUAAUCCUUUAUUCAAAUCUGUCAAAUAAAAGCUUUAUGCCUGGAGAUUCAUUUUAUAAUAAUACAGUGUUUUUAACUUGAGAGCACGAUCUAAGGUACAGCACAGACUAACGUUUUUAUUUUGUGAUUAGUUUCAUUACUUUUACUCUAAGUGCAUUGUGUUAAUCAGUGUGAACAUUUGCAAAUCGAACAGUAAUCGUACUUUCAUUGAAAAAUAGUCUACAUGUAAUUAAACACAACUUUAGCUUUGAAAUGUGACAUACUUUCAGAUUAAAAAUAUGAAGCACUAUGCAUUUAAAGGGAGAUGAUUUUGUUGGUUGCACUGUUUAAAUUUGUUAACAAAGUUAUGUUUGUACAUA
Messenger RNA from Schistocerca gregaria, 11734 nucleotides. Its product is annotated as disks large-associated protein 2-like. The record is from RefSeq and is a predicted model, not a curated record. Gene Ontology annotation, molecular function: molecular adaptor activity. The transcript is spliced from 8 exons. Gene Ontology annotation, cellular component: postsynaptic specialization; glutamatergic synapse. Lineage: Eukaryota; Metazoa; Arthropoda; Insecta; Orthoptera; Acrididae. Gene Ontology annotation, biological process: signaling. The coding region runs from base 202 to 1575 and encodes 457 amino acids.